Molecule: messenger RNA, 3413 nt
Organism: Trichogramma pretiosum
Lineage: Eukaryota; Metazoa; Arthropoda; Insecta; Hymenoptera; Trichogrammatidae
Product: transcription factor SPT20 homolog
Exons: 4
Coding region: 695-3148 (817 amino acids)
Source: RefSeq, a predicted model, not a curated record
AGUAGAGAACGUCGUCGUCGAGACGAGGAGUGGACGACGUUAUAAGCCGCCUCCGAAAAUCGUGCGACGUCUCUGUUUUCUCGACUGCGCGUGCAGCCUGCAGUUCGUUUCGUUCGUGUUUAUUUUAAAAGCCUCUCUCCGCUAACUCGCACUCGGGAUCCGGUGCCAAAGCAUCAUCGGCGUUACGCGCGUGUAAACAUUUCUCGUAUACCGCUCGCGCGAAGUCGAGAAUCGAAGAGCAGCCGAAAGCGAGCGACCUGCGUGCAGUGCACGAAAGAGUGUGAGCGAAAUAACAAGUGCAUCCGUUGUGUCCGGCUACACCACCGGCGUAUACAUAUAUACAUGUAUAGAGGAGUGGCCGUGGGAAUUUUAGUGUGUGAAAAAUGUCAGUGCCGGGGCCGGUGGGGCAGUCGCGAGCCACCACUGCCGAUUGACGAAUAAUCGUCGUCGUCGUCGUCGUCUUCGCCCAACGUCAAGUUUGUGUUGUGCGCGAGAGUGAGUGUGCACCAGAGGAAUUUUUCGUUUAUAUACACCGCACCGCUGCUGCCGACACAGAACAACAACGACGACGACCAGCAACAGCAGCAGCAGCAUCGACAUGCCAUGCGGAUAAUAAGCUCGAAAUGCCUGCACCGCCACUGCUACAAACGUACGGAAUCGCUCGGAUGGAUUCGAAAAAUCUCAUGGGGGCAUUAUGCAAACCGAAUACUCGCCACCCCGAGCUAUCGCGGAGCGAUUAGUUGGAUCGUCUGAAUUGGAUCGAGUAGUGGUAACGAAGAGGAAAACAGAGUCGCCACCGUCUUACUUGGGGCGAGCAACAUCGCGAUUUUUACCACCAUCGUUGAAAAAGCAAACGCCCACGAUACGAUUAGAGCAGCAGCGGCAUUCACCUUACCCGGUUGAAUCGCAGCAGCCCGCCGAGAACAUGGCAGUUAAGCAAGAGCCGCGAGAGGACGGUAGUGGUGGAGAUGCCGAGCAGCAACAGCCACAACAGCAGCAGCUACAGCAGCUACAACAGCCGCCCGUUUUCGAGACAACACCAAAUGAAAUCAAGGUCGAGUUGGAACCUCAACGGCCCGAGACUACGACGAGAGUCAAAAACGAGAUCGACAGCAGUAGUAGCGGAAAUCAGCCACACGAAGAGCUGACUACGACGACUACGAGCAAUAGCUCCGAUUUAAGCGAUAAUAGACCGCAAGCACAUGUGUCUGAACAGCAUAACGAAAGCAGGAGACCUGCCGCAAGUCGAGGCCGAAGAAAGUCUCGUUUCGUUCUCAAGUUUCAUCAUCAAGCCCUGCCCCAAGAGUAUCUUGAUCAUUACGAAGCCACCCAGGCGGCGCAGGAAGCGGCUGCUCUGCUGGCCGCGAGCUCCUCGCCCAGUACACCUUCGAGCUCCGCGACUAGUCCCACGAACAUGGCGAACUUUCCCUUCGCGGCUGGCCUGGGUCGGCCGCGAAUCGACGAGCACUUGGCCCUGAAACAAUUCGCGGCCAUGCAAGAGGCUUACAGUAGUAUCAAUAGCAAUCAAGUCCCUUCGCCGACGACUAUUGUGGGUCAGCAGCAGCAGCGAGUAUCGCCUCCGAGACGAUCGGUCAUAAGCUCGGUUACUACCGUUCAUCGUCCUGCCACGCCCAGAUACAGUACAAGCCAACAACGGCAGCCUCAGCAGCAUCCACAACCGAGACCACCGAUGAGAUACGCGGAUCUGCCCUACAUGGGAGAGAUCACGCUGGAGAACAGCAAGCCUAGGCGUGGCCGAAAGCCCAAAAAAGCCGACAUCUGCCAUCUGAUCUACAAGAAUUACGGGCAGAUCGUGCCGGGCACUCCAGGUCUCGUCGGAGGACAGCAGCAGCAGCAACAGCAGCAACAACAGCUGGAGCCCAAGCUGCAGGAUCCAGUCUAUCAGCGCACCGACGUGCAGAACCGCAUCAGUAGUCUACUGGAGAAACGUCUGACGCAGGAGCAACGCCAAGCCGCAGCUCAGAAACUGCGUCAACAGCAGCUGCAGCUUCAGUUGCUGCUGCAGCAGAGCGAACCGCUGAAUCUGUGCUUGCGCGACGUGGAGGAUGCCUCCGUCGAGGUUCCUAGCGACGAGGAAGAGGAUGAACCGUCGACACCGGGAAUCGUGGUUGGCGAGUCGAGUAGCAGCAGCGCUGGUGGCGACGAGCCGACGAUACAGCUGCCCUGGGCCACCCGCAACAACCACCAUAACAACAACAAUAGCGUAAACAACAAUAACGACGGCCAAUUCGUCCAUCCUGAAACGGUAGCCGCCCUCCAAUCCUUCUAUCAGCAUCAACAACAGCAACAACAACAGCGACUGCUGUUGGAACAGCGAAUGAAACUGAAACGCGCAGCGGCACCGACCAUUUUACAGCCGCAAGCUCAGUCCACCCCCGCCGCCGUCGCCGCCGUCGCCGCGAUGCAGAUGCACGUGCAGCCACCGCCGGCCAAGCGAAAGCGAUCGGCGAUCUUCAUACCGCCGGUGCCGCCGGAGAACAACAACAAUCCCGCCACGGAGGUCAGCAUAUGCAAGUUCAAGUUCACCGGGGGCGACAAGCCGAGCUUGCAGGAGAAGAAGAGCUUGUCCGUGGACUCGGGUGGCAAUUUUAGAUAUUACAGCGGUACCGGAGAUAAAAGCAUGCGAGGGUACGAGUUCUUUCCGAGGGAGAGUCUCCAGCAGGUUCCAGGAGGACCGACUCCGGCGCUGUUGAAGGGUACCAAUACCUCUCCCAUCGGCACCGGCGGUAUCACGGAACGUCGAAUCGUCUCGGCGCCCUCGAGCCCUCAGGACGAGGUGGCGGCGCAUCGAAACAAGCGCAAAACUCGCAAGAGCUUGCAGCGCGAAAAGCUCGAGCAAACGUUCAAGGAGAAAGGCUUCCUCAUACAGACGCAGCAGCGCGACGCCGCGGAGGGCUCGACCUUCUGCAAGUUCCGCCGACUGCGCAAGUUCACGCGCUACCUCUACCGCAGCUGGAAGGAUCAUUUGCCGGACGACGUGCGGGAGCUUUCGGCCGAACAGGCUCGAGUGGCUGCCGCAGCCGCCGCCGCCGCCGCCGCCGCUAUGGCGAGCAACGACAAUAUCAACGAUCAGAUGGUCGUGGAUCGUAUGCCUCGCCAAGUCGAGCAGCCGUCGGCAGCUAUGUAAUGUGACCGAGUGUGUGUGAGUGUAUAGGGCAUUUAAUGAACUAGAGAAACUAUUAUCGAGCGAGUGUGCCAGACACGUCUCAAAGUUUCUGCGUUGAUUGUUAUUUAUUUUAUUAAAUUUUUUGUUUGUUUUUAUACUUUGUGGUGCUCGUUCGAGACAAUCGACUCCGCCCAUUAAAAGCAACCUUAUAAUACGUCCUUAAUAAAGAGAGUGAGUGAGCAAUUAUUUCUCAUCUUCAUCUUCUUAAAACGUGUAAAUAUACAAC